AUGUAUAAAUGCAUGGAUGUUAAUCGUUUUCAUUUCAUUGAAGGUGAUACUGAUUCAUCUUAUUGGGCUAUUGCUGGCGAUCUAAGUCUUCCUAACACUCAAGCAUUUCAGGCGAUUGUUACCGAUAAACAAUUUUAUGAUAAAAACAUUUACAAAUUCGCACCUUUUGAUUUCUUCUGUUUUGAUGAGAAAUUUAAACCUAAAUUAAAGAAUAAAGCUGAAGAAAAAGCACAUGAGAAGAAGUUAUUGGGUUUAGCAAUUGAGAAACAAGGUGAUAACAUGGUUGCUUUAUGCCCUAAGUGUUAUACUUCAUUCAACGGUUCAAUUGAUGAAGGUGAUUUUAAAAAGAUUGCACAAAAAAUGAAAGGUGUUAGUUUACGACAAAAUAAACAAUUAACACCUAAAAAUUAUUUGGAUAUAAUAAAUGAUAAAGUGAUAUUUGAUGGUCAGAAUAUUAAUUUACAACUUAAAAACGGGUCAAUGACUCGCUUAACAAUUGGUAAGACUGCAUUAACAGGAGCACACACUAAGGCUGUAUGUUGUGAAAAUGGAUGUUGUAUGCCAUUUAUUUAA
Trichomonas vaginalis G3 is the source of this 573-nucleotide messenger RNA. RefSeq lists its product as uncharacterized. Bases 1 to 573 code for a protein of 190 amino acids. NCBI's taxonomy places the organism in Eukaryota, Parabasalia, Trichomonadida, Trichomonadidae. The record is from RefSeq and is a predicted model, not a curated record. The transcript has a single exon.